CAAGAACAAAGGUCGACGAUGGAUUUUGAUUUGGGGUCGCGCGGCAAGAAGCUACAGAAGGAGCAGGCCGCAAGAAGAGAAGCGGCUCGCUUGAAGAUGGAGAGGGAGAAGGCUCUUGUCGAGAAAACAAACCAACUUCGGGUCGAGAUGGAAGUCGAAGCGCAACGUCGACGCGACGAGCUGGCGCAACAAGCGGCGGCCGACGAAGAGCGACGUGUGGAAGAGCAACGCAUCACGGGUGGCAUCGUGUACAAGAAGUCCCUUCGCGCAGUGCCGAUCGCGAACGACGGCGACAAGGUCACGUUGCCCGUGUCGGCCCUGGAGGAGCUGAACCCGCAAAACGCAUUGGAUUUGGGUGUGUUUACGUUCGAAUUGGUUGCUGGAGGCCACACCACCCAUGCGAGUGUGUUGGAGUUCGUGGCCGACGAGCACACGAUCGGGAUUCCGCCCAAAGUUGCGCGGUCGUUGCAUCUCAUGGACGAGGCCGUGGACAUUGCCGUGCGUUUUGUGCGGCUUGAAAAGGGUCGUGCGGUUAAACUACAGCCUCGUGGAGACGGGUUUGGUGACCGUCAAAUCGAUAUCAAGCACCUUCUCGAACGCACGUUACAUACCCACACUACGCUCACUGAAGGCGACAUCCUCCUUGUUCGACACGGCAAAGUGACGUUUGAAGUUGCCGUCAAGGAAAUCGUGCCCGAGCCCCAGGUGACGAUAUUAAACGUGGAUUUGGAAGUCGAUUUGCUGCCAAGCGAAGCGAUCGACCGACAGAUCACGGCCAAGCAAGUUGCUGCGCAACAACUAGUAGCUGCAGAACAAGCCCAGCAACGACUCCACGAGCAAAGCCUCCAACGGCAAGCAGACGCCCUCGCAAGACUGCCCCCUGAACCGCCCCUCGAUGACGACGCCGGCGUCAUCAAACUCAUGGUUCGUACGCCCGACGGGUCGCAGCACGCGCGCCGCUUUGCCGCGUCUGAUUCCGUGGCCACGCUGUACGACUUUGUCACGAGUAUCACUGGCUUGGCGUCGUUUCUCAUGGCAACCAACUACCCCCGUCGGGUGAUCCCCCUCUCGACGUUGCCGCUCCAGGACGCCGGGUUUCGAGGUCGACAAGAAGCUGUGUUUGUCGAGCCAUGCAAGGCACCAACAGCAGUGCCAGACCAAGCGGUCAAUGAUGUCGACAUGCAAGUUGACGAUGCAGCACGGGUACCUGCAGACGCCUGGGGGCACGCGCGGGCGCGAUGGGAAACCAUACAAGACGAGGCUCUGUUUACGCCCGAUGUGAUGCCCGUGCACGCGUUGGAGCCGGUUCUGCCAACGCAAGUCGACGGCAACAAGUGGGGCGCCCAGUUGCACGAGCUGGAAAGCAUGGUAUGUAGUAGUACUGUGCACGAAUUGAUAUUUCGAGAGUGGUCACAUGCUAUGAUGUAUAUAUAUAUAUAUAUUCUUAGGGCUUUGUGGACCGCGACUUGAACGUGCAAAUUCUCGAGAAAUACCAAGGCCGGUUGCUGCGCGUGGUGAAUUACUUGUCGGAAUUAGCAAUCGAAACCUAAAAUAAUUAUCAAGUUAUGAUUUUCAUAACGUGAUACAUCGAUUCGAAAGUGGACAAUCGAAUG
Messenger RNA from Aphanomyces astaci, 1613 nucleotides. RefSeq lists its product as hypothetical. Gene Ontology annotation, molecular function: polyubiquitin modification-dependent protein binding. The record is from RefSeq and is a predicted model, not a curated record. Lineage: Eukaryota; Oomycota; Saprolegniomycetes; Saprolegniales; Verrucalvaceae. Gene Ontology annotation, cellular component: VCP-NPL4-UFD1 AAA ATPase complex. The transcript is spliced from 6 exons. The coding region runs from base 19 to 1470 and encodes 483 amino acids.